AUGUACGCAAAAGUUAAAGGUAACAAAAAAAACGCUUUAUCUCUAGCAUUCUUAAUUACUGGAAUCUGUAUUUCAUUCGCAACUGGAGUUAUUACUGCAUUUAUGUCUGAUAAUGGUUGCUCUCCAGCCUUUAUUGCAGUUGCAGUUUUUAGUUUCCUUUACUUAGUUGUAAAUCUUGCACUUAUUUUUUCUGCUAAAGUUUGGGAAAGAUUAGCUACUUGGAUUAUCUUUGUCUUAUUGAUAGGUAUUUUGAUUGUGACUUUAAUUGGUUUAGGUUACGCUGCAUAAUAAUCAAUAUGUUAGAUAAACAUCUGUGGUAGAAGCUACUAAAAGUAUAAUGAUGAUUUUUGGAAUUCAAGUUUAAUGAGUACUGCUAAGAGUAAUGCUAAUUGUGAUAAUAUAAAUAAUGAUUCAUUAGCUGAUAGUGUUUUAGUAGCAAUGUCCUUUUAUAAAAAUGGUUAAAAUCCUGGAAGCAGCUUUUACAUUAGAAGAGGUUGGCCUAUUUCUUUCACAGUUCUUUAAUUUAUUUUAAGUCUUGUUUAAAUUGUAUUAACAUUUUUAAACUUAUACUCUUGCAGUGGUUGCAAAGCUUCUCCUAUUAAUAAAGGAGUUUCAUAUUGA
Messenger RNA from Tetrahymena thermophila SB210, 621 nucleotides. Its product is annotated as transmembrane protein, putative. The record is from RefSeq and is a predicted model, not a curated record. NCBI's taxonomy places the organism in Eukaryota, Ciliophora, Oligohymenophorea, Hymenostomatida, Tetrahymenidae. The transcript is spliced from 2 exons.